AGCACCGAGCACCCAAAAGCGGAAUUGCGGAUGCGGAAUGAAUGAAGAGGAGAAACAAGAUAAAUAAAAUGAAAGUGUUAGACGGUUAAUACUCCGUUUUAUAUGUAUUUUAAUUAAUAAAGUAGAUGAAAUUUCAUAAAACAAUCUGCAUCGGGUACGUUUGACAUCUCCUGUGAAUCCAAUUACUGCAGGUGCCGCAUCAUGAACGAAAAUAUUCCCAGUCAUCAAAAAAGACCGAAUUUUUCGUCUUUGAACGGUAUCCAUAAACAAAGCACCACUAUUAACAAUGUCAAAGGUGGAGCUGGCAAAAAACUUACCAUUAAAAACUUCAAAGAUAAACCUAAAUUGCCGGCUAAUUACCAAGAAGAAACAUGGUGUAAGUUGAAAGAAGCUGUCGAAGCGAUACAGACGUCCAAACCGAUCCAAUACAGCUUGGAAGAUUUAUACAAAGGUGUCGAAAAUAUGUGUAUGGAUACAAUGGCUAGUACAGUGUAUAAAAAUUUAACUGCUUUGACCGAAACGCACGUUAAAUCGCAUAUUAAAAACUUUGUCGGCGAGAGUACUGAUAAGCAAAUAUUUCUUAAGAAGAUCGACGAAUGUUGGCAAAACCAUUGCCGUCAAAUGAUCAUGAUUCGUAGCAUAUUUUUAUACUUAGAUCGAACGUUCGUGCUGCAGAAUGCAUCGGUGUCGUCGAUUUGGGAUAUGGGUCUGGAUAUGUUCAGGCAGCAUAUUAUAUUGAAUAAUUUAGUACAGUCGAGAAUAGUAGACGGAUUAUUGAUGUUGAUUGAAAAAGAACGACUCGGUGAUUCGGUUGAUAGACUUUUAUUGAAAUCGUUGCUCAGAAUGUUAUGUGAUUUACAACUAUACUCGACAAUAUUCGAAACAAAAUUCCUCGAAGCCACUGAACGAUUAUACGCCGCCGAAGGACAACGUCUAAUGCAAGAUCAAGAUGUACCCGAAUACCUUCGUCAUGUCGAUAAACGUUUAAGCGAAGAGAAUGAAAGAUUGCUGCAUUAUCUAGAUUCGUCGACCAGAAUACCAUUGAUUCAUUGCGUCGAGAAACAAUUGAUCAGCGAACAUUUAACCAAUAUUUUACAAAAAGGAUUAGAUAAUAUUUUAAACGAGAACCGAAUAUCGGACAUAUCGUCGCUGUAUACGUUAUUUAGUCGAGUGAAAAAUGGGCUAGUCCAGUUAUGUAUUCAUUUUAAUAAUUAUAUAAAGAAAAAUGGAAGAACUAUCGUGGUCGAUCCGGAAAAGGAUAAAACCAUGGUUCAAGAACUACUCGACUUCAAAGAUAAAAUGGAUAAUAUAGUUAAUACUUGUUUUCAACGUAAUGAAAAAUUUAGCAACAGUUUGAAAGAAGCUUUCGAACAGUUUAUCAAUCUCAGGGCUAAUAAACCCGCUGAACUAAUUGCCAAAUUCAUCGACAGCAAAUUAAGAGCUGGUAACAAAGAAGCUACCGAAGAAGAACUAGAACGAUUACUCGAUAAAAUUAUGGUUCUAUUCAGGUUCAUUCAUGGUAAAGACGUUUUCGAAGCAUUUUACAAAAAAGAUUUAGCCAAAAGACUGUUGGUGGGUAAAUCAGCCAGCGUUGACGCCGAAAAGAGCAUGCUGUCGAAAUUAAAGCAAGAAUGUGGCGGUGGUUUCACUUCCAAGUUGGAGGGAAUGUUCAAAGACAUGGAACUGAGUAAAGAUAUCAACGUGUCUUUCAAACAGUACAUCAACGCGAACGGUGGCCGUCUAUUGGGCGCUUCCGGUAUCGAUUUAACAGUCAGCAUUUUAACUAUGGGGUAUUGGCCAACGUAUCCGAAUAUGGAAGUCAGUUUACCAACGGUGAUGGCAAUUUACCAAAACCAUUUCAACAUGUUCUACCACGGUAAAUACAACGGUAGGAAGUUACAAUGGCAGCCAACCUUAGGGCACUGUGUCCUGAAAGCUUUUUUCAAUCAGGGCAACAAAGAAUUGCAAGUUAGCUUAUUCCAGGCGUUAGUAUUGUUACUGUUUAAUGAAGUGGACGAACUAGGCUACGAAGAUAUUAGAUCGCAGACGUGCAUCGAAGAUGGCGAACUACGAAGAACGCUGCAAUCUUUAGCUUGUGGCAAAGCUCGUGUACUCAUCAAGACACCGAAAGGUCGUGACGUCGAAGAUGGUGAUAGAUUUUCAUUCAACGGAGAAUUCGUUAAUAAAUUAUUCAGGAUUAAGAUUAACCAAAUACAAAUGAAAGAAACGAUGGAAGAACAAAAAGCGACAGAAGAACGGGUAUUCCAAGAUCGUCAAUACCAAAUAGACGCAGCUAUCGUGCGUAUAAUGAAAAUGAGAAAGACCCUCAGCCAUACAUUACUCAUCUCCGAGCUUUACACUCAGCUCAAGUUUCCUGUCAAGCCUGCUGAUUUGAAAAAACGCAUCGAAUCUUUAAUCGAUCGAGACUACAUGGAACGUGAUAAAGAAAAUACAAAUAAUUAUAACUAUAUGGCGUAGCAUAUAAUGCGACUAGGAAUUAUCUUAAAAUUUGUUUCAAUAUUGAACAUACUGUAUUAUUUUUUGUCAUUGUAUAAUUAUUUAUUUUCGUCUCUAUCGGCCCAGAAUGCUGUUUUUCAAGUGAUGAAAGUCUGCUAAGGAUGGCGAUGGUGAUUGGUGGUGUUGUCUACGACAACGGACUCGAGUAUUCGCUUCGAGUAACCCUUAUGACGUAUGAGAAGGGUACGAGAAAAGUUUUAAAUAUAUGUAAAUGAUUGUGUAUAUUACUUCGAUAAUUAUUACUAGAACGAAAUGUUGUAUAAAAUUUUUUCAAUUUAGUAGGGUUUUUUCUGUUUGUUUGUGUCUUUUUUUUGUUUUUUUUUUCUUCGAGAUUUGGAAUACCUACCUAUUGUUAUAUAAAUGUAUUUUUUUUCUCGGCUCGUGUACGUAUUUAAACGAUGCGUGGUGUAAUUUAAUACUUGCAUGUAGAUUAGACUGGAAAUUGUGACGUCUUUCUUGAUCGGAUAACGUACUUUUAAUGCAAUUUUUUUCUGUUUUUAAUUUCUUCUUCUCAUAUUUUUUUCCCCGCCCAAUUUUAAUUAUUCGGAUACGUUGAUCUUUAAGGACCCGGGUGAAGAGUAUUCAUGAACGCAAGUCGCGUCGAAGGCGAGAAUUAUUAUGAUAAAUGCUAAAUGUUAAUAUUCCUGUUUCUAUUUAUGAGUUUUUUUUUGUAAUAUAUCAUUUGUGUUA
Molecule: messenger RNA, 3207 nt
Organism: Planococcus citri (citrus mealybug)
Lineage: Eukaryota; Metazoa; Arthropoda; Insecta; Hemiptera; Pseudococcidae
Gene: Cul4
Product: cullin 4
Exons: 14
Coding region: 202-2478 (758 amino acids)
Biological process (GO): protein ubiquitination; ubiquitin-dependent protein catabolic process; DNA damage response
Cellular component (GO): Cul4-RING E3 ubiquitin ligase complex
Molecular function (GO): ubiquitin protein ligase binding
Source: RefSeq, a predicted model, not a curated record